GAGCUCCACCUCUGGCUCAGUGCGCACGGAGUGGGCGGUUUCUCAACACGCAUACACACAGAGACGCACGUACACGCGCGCGCACGCAUAUUAUGGACUGCAACCUGCGGAUUCCUGUUACUCUCGCACACACAGCCUGUAGGAGUAGGUGACCGUCACUGGGACCGCGUUCCACUGUUAAAGGGCGGCUUUUGUCAGUGCGCAACGUUGGAGAAUCCUAUAUUUUGGAGCGCAAACAGUAAAAUGGCUUCUUUCAGAGGACUUGUGAGUCUUUUAUUGAAGAACUUCGUGUCAAACGGUGUCUUUUGACCGACUUACCGGAGCGCUCAGAAUAAAGUUUCACAUGGUGCACUUUAUCCUGAAGCAGCACAGCGCGCCACGGGAAUCAGAAAUGAGAGCAGGUCCGACGCUUUUCUGCGCAUUUCUCUUUAGAAAGUAUUUCAAAUGGCUUGAUACACGAGUCGUCUCUGCUUUUUGAUCUGCGGCUGCGACAGAUAACAGCGCGCUCUCGGACGGACUUUGGUUACCAUUGCGCACAUCUUUUUUUUCUUUUUUUUCCCUUUACGUUUGGAUAGGCGACUGAAGCUCCAAGCCAGACACACUUGGGACUCCGGAGAGCACAGCGGGACAACACCAUGACCAGCUGCUGGCUUGCCUUGGUCGGAUUGUGGUGGAGCGCUUGUUACUGCAUGUUCCUGGUCGCGGGGAGUAAUUAUUCACUGGAUGGAAACAACGAAGUGCACCCGGGUUUCAUCCACCGGCGGCUGCGGACGCACGAGAAGAGGGAGAUGCAGAAGGAGAUCCUGUCCAUCCUCGGGCUGCCGCACAGACCGAGACCGCAUCUGUCGCACGGAAAGUACAACUCCGCUCCACUUUUCAUGUUGGACUUAUACAACACGAUAUCUAGCGAGGAGAAAAGCCCGGUGGAAGGCGUGCUGGACCGCUAUCAGAGCAUGCGUACGACCCAGAGUCCACCUCUGGCCACAUAUCAAGAAACUGCCUUUCUAAAUGACGCAGACAUGGUGAUGAGCUUCGUUAAUUUAGUGGAGUACGACAGGGAGCUCUCUCCACAGCGGCGUCACCACAAGGAGUUUAAGUUCAACCUCUCACAGAUCCCAGAGGGCGAGGCCGUCACCGCAGCAGAGUUUCGCCUCUACAAGGAGUGUGUGAGCCGUGCCUUCCGCAACGACACCUUCCUACUCAAAGUCUACCAGGUGGUCAAGGAGCACCCUGAUAGAGAGGCAGACCUGUUCCUGCUGGAGUCUCGCAGGCUGUGGGCAGCUGAGGAGGGCUGGCUGGAGUUCGACAUCACCGCCAGCAGCAACCUGUGGGUGAUGAGCCCGGUGCACAACCUGGGCCUGCAGGUCAGCGUGGAGACCAGCAGUGGGCAGAGCAUCAGCUCCAGGGAUGCGGGUCUCGUAGGACGUGACGGUGCGCUGGAGAAGCAGCCUUUCAUGGUGGCGUUCUUCAAAGUCAGCGAAGUACAUAUCCGCACCUCCCGCUCCACUGGUGGAAAACGUCGCCAGCAGAACCGCAACCGAUCCACACAACCACAGGACGGUUCCAGAGGCUUAGGCCCAGCAGAUUACAACAGCAGCGAUCAGAAGACAGCGUGCAGAAGACAUGAGCUCUACGUCAGCUUCAGAGAGCUGGGCUGGCAGGACUGGAUCAUUGCUCCUGAAGGCUACGCAGCCAACUACUGUGACGGAGAGUGUUCCUUCCCCCUGAACGCCCACAUGAACGCCACCAACCACGCCAUUGUACAGACACUGGUGCACCUGAUGAACCCUGAGAAUGUACCAAAGCCCUGCUGCGCCCCCACCAAACUCCAUGCCAUCUCAGUGCUCUACUUCGAUGACAACUCCAACGUCAUUCUGAAGAAAUACAAGAACAUGGUGGUACGGGCCUGCGGCUGCCACUGACACCACCGCCACCGCAUCGAGGGCUGAUAAUGCUCGAUUGAAAGUUAGGUUGCGACCAGUGACUCGUGGGUGCUGUUCACUUCGGCUAGACACCAGAUUCCUGCCCAAAUCCUCAAACCUGCAAGGAAUGUCCACCCCGAAAAAUCAUUACCAUGUUCUAUUCCAAUAAUCUUGGACACUUCAAAACAUCCAUCUAAUAACAUGAACAUCUGUCUUCAUCAAACUAUGAGGGGACCAUCGCAAACGUGGCACCACAUGGGUGUCAUCUACGGGCAACUUCACCCUGCUCCAGUGUUGAGCCACCACGUUGUCUAUCACCUUCUCUGUUAGCUGUGGAAUCUUCACUUCAUGAACUGACUGAAUGGCUGUGAGUGUGCGGGGAGGAUGGAGUGUUUGUAUAUUAUGUGUGUGUAUGAAUGCCGAAGAGGCUACUGCACCCUCUCCCUCACUGAGAGGGCGAGGGCAAAACUGAACUGUUGUGGGACCAGUCCGAGUGCUGCUUUCUUUUCCUUCCCAUCUCCCCUCUCAGAAACACACGGUGGAUCAGUUCUCAGAUGAGGCUCGAACAAUUACUGCUGAACAACCUCCCUACGGCACGUGAUGACCCGGGGGAGUUGACGCGGUGACAACACCUGGUAAAAAAGACAGAAAAUUUGCAGAAAUGGUUUGAGCGAGUUGGGAAAAAAAUACAAACCAAGUUUCCUUUACUGUGCAAAUGUUAACUCAAUCUACUACUAAAUGAUACAUGGAGUCAGUAGAUUCAUAUUUCCUUCCUCUUUCCUAAUGUAUUUUCUUCUCAAGCCAUAUUUGCCCUCCUAAAAUAUAAUACGGACUGAACCAAAGUGACCGCAGGCUAUUUUAGUAGUGCACUGCUCCAAAUAUCCCAUGUCAAUAUUUGCCAGGCUCACGCUGAGCUGCGAUUCACCAGGCUGGUUCAAGAUGAUGCAUGUUGUGGCUAAACUGAUGUUUUUCUCCAAAGAACCGAAGAAUACAGCCUUAUCCCUCCGACAUACCACAAAUGGCCAUUUCCAUGUCGCUGCGCUCGCAAAGUUAACAAAUGCUUCCACCCCUGACAACCCAUCAAGAGAUUGUGGAAAAACAUUUAGCGAGUCAAAAACAGCCGGCAGGACACUGUCUGUGCCAGCUUUCUGAAAUUAGCCCUUUGCUUUUUCAACCCUGGGGAGGGGGGGGGGGGGGAUCAUGUUGAGAUUUGUGUCCAGUGGCAGCAUCUUUCCAAUUCGAAUAUGUUACUGUGAGCUUUGAAUGACAUGGGCGUUAUUUUAGAGAGCAUAUUUUAAUGAAAAAAACUAAUACCAACAAGAAUCAAAAUACCUUAUGUGCCUAACCAAUCAUAAAUUACAAAAUAUACCUCUGGUAAGCUGCUGUUUACAUUUGUGAUCAUGUUUAGACUGUUUUGUAAAUACUUGUACAUUCUCAGCUUAUUUAUUGCACCUUUUAUUAAAAAGAAAAUCACAUACCUUAUUAACAGAGACAGAUGCAAGAACAAAAUGAAAUUACAAACUUAUUUUUUGAAAAAAAAUUUAUUAUGAAAUCUCAUGUUACAACUUGCCAUUAUUCACUCUUUUUUUUUGUACAAAAUCCAUGGGUAGUCACAACCCAUGACUCACAAGGAAAAAAAUACUUCUGUCACUGGAGUUCCUUAGACCAUGUGCUAUCCAUAAAAACUUUUACUGACAAAAAA
Acanthopagrus latus (yellowfin seabream) is the source of this 3624-nucleotide messenger RNA. It is a transcript of the gene bmp6, whose product is annotated as bone morphogenetic protein 6. The transcript is spliced from 7 exons. Gene Ontology annotation, cellular component: extracellular region. Gene Ontology annotation, biological process: SMAD protein signal transduction. NCBI's taxonomy places the organism in Eukaryota, Metazoa, Chordata, Actinopteri, Spariformes, Sparidae. The coding region runs from base 636 to 1922 and encodes 428 amino acids. The record is from RefSeq and is a predicted model, not a curated record. Gene Ontology annotation, molecular function: growth factor activity; cytokine activity.